Molecule: messenger RNA, 1606 nt
Organism: Paramecium octaurelia
Lineage: Eukaryota; Ciliophora; Oligohymenophorea; Peniculida; Parameciidae
Source: the annotation of a GenBank genome assembly
AUGGGUUGUGCCGCUAAUAAACAAGAUAAAGGUAUUUAAGCAAUAUACAGAGAAAAGACAUGGCCGAUAAUCCAUUUUUUGUAGGGCCUUCCUUAUUCAUUAAUUUAAAGGGUGGAGAUCUUUUAAAACAUUACAGAAUAGAGAAACACCUAGGAAAAGGUAUUAAUUUGUAAUGAGACUAGGUGCUUAAGGGGAGGUUAAUUUAGUUGUUCAUUUGAUGAGUGAACAAAAGAGAGCAAUGAAAAAGAUUAUAAAAUCUCAGAAAAUAAAUGAAAAACUUAUAGCGAAUGAAUGCUAAAUCAUGAUGUAUUUUGAUCAUCCAAAUAUUGUGAAAAUAUAUGAACUGUUUCAGGAUAGCUCGCAUUUUUAUAUUGUUUAUGAAUAUUUAAGUGGUGGAGAAUUACUUGAAUUAUUGAAUAAGAAAAAGGAGUUGAAAGAGCAGCAAAUUGCUAAUUAUAUCAAAUAGGUAUUGGAAGCAUUAAAUCAUUGUCACACUUGUGGGAUAGUUCAUAAGUAAUUUUAAAUGUAUUAUGGAACUUUAGAGACGUGAAGCCCUAAAACAUAUUACUGGAAUCUGAUGAACAGGAAGCUUAGAUUAAAUUAAUUGAUUUCGGAGCAGCCAAGCCAGUUGAUCAAAAUGAUGUUGAUGUCGCUGGCACAGUAAUUAAAAUCUCUAAACCCUUAGCCAUUAUAUAUAGCACCAGAGGCAAUAACAGACAAUUCAAAUGAAAAGAGCGAUGUAUGGUCAUGUGGAAUCAUGACUUUGUAGCUUCUGACUGGAUCAUUUCCAUACAGAAAUGAAACUGAUCCACAAAGAAUAUGUGAAAUGAUUACUCGCAACGAAAUCGAUUAUACCCGUAUCUCAUAUGUCUAUCAUUUUAUUAGUCAUUGAUAAGAUUAAAACGAACAAGGCAAAAGCUUUCUUGAAAAAAAUGCUGUGUUUUGAUCCUAAAAAUAGAUAUACAGUAGAAUAAGCACUUCUAGAUCCUUGGAUUUAAGAUAACAAAAACAAUGCUUCGAUUGAUAAACAAGUUUUAGAAAACUUAAAGCAAUUUCAUGUAUGUGAUGAGAUUAUAUAUAGAGUUGUAGCAAAUUACAAUAAGCCAUUCUGUAACUAAUAGCUUCCACAAUGAUGAACAAUAAGGACAAACAAAAGCUAAUUUAAUAGUUCAAAUCUAUGGACAGAAAUGGAGAUGGGAAACUAUCUCAUUAAGAAUUGAAGCAAGGGUAUAUGAAGAUUUACAAUGAUGAAUUGAAAGCAGAACAUGUUGUAUAGGAAAUAUUAAAAAAGGGAGAUUUCAAUCAUUCUGAUACUUUGGAGUAUUCUGAAUUUUUAGUUGCAGCCUCUUAAUAUAAUCAAUUAGUAGAAAAGGACAAGAUCGAGAAAGUGUUUAAAUUAUUCGAUUAAGUAAAUUAUGAUCUCUAUAAAUAGGAUGGAAAUGGAUAAAUAACAAUAGCAGAAUUAAAAAAAGUGAUGGCAGGAGCAGCAGAAAAAAGUACUGUAUGGAAGGAUUUAAUCAAAGAUUUUGAUUAAAAUGGAGAUGGUUAAAUAUCUCAUUAAGAAUUUUUUGAUACUUUGAUGAAAAAAAUAUAGGAAAAUUAAUGA